Molecule: messenger RNA, 1164 nt
Organism: Linum trigynum
Lineage: Eukaryota; Viridiplantae; Streptophyta; Magnoliopsida; Malpighiales; Linaceae
Source: the annotation of a GenBank genome assembly
AUGGCGCUUCUAAACAUGGCGUCCUCGCUCCACUCAAUCUCGUCGUCUCGAUCCAACCUCUCUAUCUUCCAAUUCAAACUCCCGAGUCGCGCUCCUUCGAUCCCAGCCGCGCUGGUGCGAAAGCGAAGCGGAGGGGGACGGGUCAGCUGGCUGGACCGACGGCGGUAUAGCGAAGCUCAAGCUUCUGCUGCUGCUCAGAGUAGCGGUUACGAUCCCAAGCGCGGCGUUGCCGUCUACAAACCAAAGUCCUACGAGGUUCUACUCACGGAUGCCGCCAAUUCUCUGGCAUUCGCAAUUCAGGACGGCAAGAAGAGAUUGGAAAUUGAGUUCCCGCCCUUGCCUAGCAACAUUUCUUCAUACAAGGGAUCCUCAGAUGAUUUCAUCGAUGCCAAUAUCCAACUUGCAUUGACUGUCAUCAAGAAGCUCAAAGAGAAGGUGGAAAUGAGAGUUUGCGUUGUGUUCCCUGACAAGCCAGAAAAACGCAGGGCAUCUCAGCUUUUCCGAACGGCUAUCGACUCGAUUGAAGGUAUAACUGUUGGUUCACUUGAUGAUCUCCCGAGUGGUCCCGUCAACACUUUUUUUAAGUCUAUCAGAAGCACCUUAGAUUUUGAUUUUGAAGAUGAUAAUGAAGGUCGCUGGGAGUCAAAUGAGGCACCUUCGAUUUUUCUGUUUCUUAACUGUAGCACACGUGAAUUAUCUUCCAUAGAGAAGUAUGUGGAGAAAUUUGCUGCUGCGACACCAACAGUUUUGUUUAAUCUCGAACUUGAUACAUUACGUGCUGACUUGGGUCUCCUGGGGUUUCCAACAAAAGAUUUGCAUUAUCGUUUUCUAUCUCAAUUUGUCCCAGUCUUCUAUAUUCGAACUAGAGAUUACUCAAAGACAGUAGCAGUAGCACCGUACAUUGUCAACUACAGUGGCGCUCUCUUCCGCCAAUACCCUGGGCCAUGGCAGGUUAUGCUUAAACAGGGAGAUGGUUCUUAUGCUUGUGUAGCAGAGAGUAGUACACGCUUCACACUUGGGGAGACAAAAGAAGAACUGUUGAGGGUUCUAGGGCUUCAAGAGGAGCAGGGAAGCCAAUUGCAAUUUCUUCGCAGAGGCUAUAAGGCUGCAACUUGGUGGGAAGAAGAUGUUGAUUUGGAAGCCUCUUCAGAAUGGCGAACUUGA